UGGGUGGGGGAGAGAGGAGCCGCCGCCACUGGCACCGCGUCCAGCAGCCAAGCUCGCUUUUGCGCACAAGGCGAGGGGAGCGCACGGCGCGGAGGCGGCUCCUGGUACAUCUGCCCGCCAUGAGUUCCUCGCCGCUGCUGGGCGACGGCGAGCCGCCGGUUGCGUUGUUGGGUGACAUCAAGACCGAGCCCCCCGAGGAGCUACUGGCCGAGCCAGUGGAUUUGUCUGUCCACAAGACCAAGGCACCACCGGUGCCCCAGAUCCCUCUCUCCUGCUUCCGGUCUGCUGCGCCACCCGCCGCAUCACCGGCAGCCGCGGCACUGGGCUCCGCGUCCUCGGCCAUCCCAGCCGUCCUCUCUCCGGGCUCUAUCCUGGCCUCCAGCCAGGGCAGCGGCGGGCAGCAGAUCCUGCACGUGAUCCACACAAUACCCUCAUUCCAGCUGCCCGGCAAGAUGGGCAAACUCCAGACCAUCCCACUGGUGGUCCAGUCACUGCCAGUCGUCUACGCUGCUGUGCCGGCUGACGGGGUGGCAGCAGCCGCCGUGACAGUGCCCCUCAUCGGUGGUGACGGGAAGGACGCCGGUUCCGUGAAAGUGGACCCCGGUUCCAUUUGCCCGCUUGGCAUCAGCAGCGAGAGCGACGACAGCGCUUCAGAGAGCCGCCCGGCCUCCUUCCCCGAGCUCCAGAGAGAGCCUUCCUCCAUGAGCCAGAUGCAGCAGACUGACUUGCCGGACCUCAAGAAGAGGCGCAUUCACCAGUGCGACUUUGAGGGUUGUAGCAAAGUUUACACUAAGAGCUCACACUUAAAAGCGCACAGAAGGAUACACACAGGAGAGAAGCCGUAUAAGUGUACUUGGGAGGGCUGUACCUGGAAAUUUGCCCGUUCGGACGAAUUGACCCGGCAUUUCCGGAAACACACGGGCAUCAAGCCCUUCCGUUGCUCGGACUGCGACCGGAGCUUCUCGCGCUCGGACCACCUGGCCCUCCAUCGCCGUAGACACAUCAUGAUGUGAGAUUGGGGAACCGGAGGUUACCUUCGGACGCCCCCCCCCCAAAAAAAACCCAGGGGUCAAAGGAGAAACUUUGGCGGAGCAAAGAACUGUGACGGCAAGUUCAAGACCCAAGCCUAGAUGAGUGGACACUCUUGGACCUUUACCGAAAGGUUCAGCCUUGUUGGCAUACUCCGAAUAGGGACAAUUGGAGGAAGGUUUCCUUUUGGGGAUAAGAAGAAUAACCUCAAUCAACGGGUGCCAUUUCCCCUUUGGCAGAAGGGGUCGAGCCAAACCCGAACCCGGUUCGACCGAUGGGGAUCGUUUCCCCUUUGGCGGACUGGGGAGUGGGUCUGGGGGCAGCAGAUCAGGGUCUCCCUUGUAUGGAUCAAUAUAUGAGAUUUUGGACAUGAACGUCAUCCCCGGGUUCUGAGUGCGAGUGGUGCUUUCCCAUAGAAAGGGAUUGAUCGAGAGCCAUUUGAUGUGGAUUUUCCUCUCGAACGAGAGCGUUGAUCGUCGAUGGACCGUGCGAUGAAAUAAAUAAGAAAGGGCAGGGGUACUUUGUGUCUCAAACUUCAGUCCAAAGCGUUCCAAGUGCGAGGCACGGUUUCUCAUAGAAAGGAAUGCAAACUGGAUUAAUCCAGACUUUUAAAAACAUCAAUUUAACAUGAAUUU
This is a messenger RNA of Lacerta agilis (Sand lizard), 1664 nucleotides long. RefSeq names its product Kruppel like factor 8 (gene KLF8). The transcript has 5 exons. The record is from RefSeq and is a predicted model, not a curated record. The coding region runs from base 120 to 1013 and encodes 297 amino acids. Gene Ontology annotation, biological process: regulation of transcription by RNA polymerase II. NCBI's taxonomy places the organism in Eukaryota, Metazoa, Chordata, Lepidosauria, Squamata, Lacertidae. Gene Ontology annotation, molecular function: RNA polymerase II cis-regulatory region sequence-specific DNA binding; DNA-binding transcription factor activity, RNA polymerase II-specific.